Molecule: messenger RNA, 1458 nt
Organism: Capsicum annuum
Lineage: Eukaryota; Viridiplantae; Streptophyta; Magnoliopsida; Solanales; Solanaceae
Product: E3 ubiquitin-protein ligase MIB2-like
Exons: 3
Coding region: 351-1010 (219 amino acids)
Molecular function (GO): protein binding
Source: RefSeq, a predicted model, not a curated record
AAGAUCUUAAAUAGUGAAAAACUAUUUUUAGUCAUGUUGUUUUUCUUUACAAAUUCCUUUCUUCUGAUCAGAGGCGGAGCUAGCCUAUUAAAGGGGGGUUCGGCGGAAAAUUAUAUUAUUAAUACACGGUUAAAAUAAUUUUUAUUUAUGUAUUCUAGAUGUUGAACCCCCUUCGAUGAGUUUUUUGAACCCCUAAACAAAAAUCCUGGCUCCGCCUCUGCAAACCAAACAACAAGUACCUUUCUUUUGAUCAAAGGCAAAGAUCUGCGCGGUGUUCAGAAUAUUUCUAUAUAAUAUUUCAUCCAGAGAAAGCAAAGAACUCACCAGCAAACCAAAUAAAAGAAACGAAAAUGGAUCUAACGUACAAUGCUGCGGUGGAAGGCAAUAUCAGUAAUGGAGAUUUUUCACUUGCUGAAUAUCUGGAAAGGGAUGAAGAAAAUGGGUACCAAGUCACUCCAACGGGUAACAUAAUAUUACACGCGGCAGCCCAUUAUGGCUGCUCCCAUUUCGUUGCAGAAGUCCUUAAGAUUACUCCGGCAUUGUUAUGCCAUCAAAACAAAAAGAAUGAGACUGCACUUCAAAUAGCAGCUAAUGAAGGUCACAUCGAAGUAGUCCACUUGCUACUUAGUAUAGAGGAGCAUUAUAAGGAGAAACUCAUGAGAAUGACAGAUGAGAAUGGAGAUACAGCCCUGCACAAGGCCGUGAGGAGCCGACAUCAAGAUGUAGCCAGACUCUUAGUGAAAGAAGAUCUUGAAUUCGAAUUUCCAUCCAACAAGGCCCGGGAGACACCACUGUAUCUGGUAGCUGAGUCUGGUCUUCGUGAAACUUUGAUUGAAAUCUUGAACUCCUGUAAGCAACCAACUUCUUCUGCAGGUCCAUUAAAUCGAACACCUCUGCAUGCAGCAGUAAUUCAGGAACACACGGUACUGUUCUGCUUUGGACUGUUUUUUCUUGAGCUUAGAGUCUAUUGGAAACAGCCUCUCUGUGGUAAGAUUGUGCGAGAUUGCUAAUGCAAUGGAAUAAAUCUUUGUGUGAGGAACCUGACGUGGGGGGUUGGAAUUCACUGUACUUUGCUUCUCUUUUAGGAUUGAAAGAAGUAGUUUCCGAUAUGCUGGGUGGAAAAAAUCCUUAGCCUACCUUCCAGCUGGUAGUGAAAAUGACUGGACAACAGCAAUUCACAUUGCAGCCGAUGCAGGUAAGGUAGAUGUUUUACAUGAGCUAUUAAAUCACUGCCCUGAUUGCUGGGAAAUGCUCGACAGCAACGGAUGAAAUGCUCUUCAUGAAGCCAUAUUCUGCAGUCGAGCAAAUGUGGUCAGUUACUUGUUGAAGCCCACAAAGUGGGAUAAGCUUAUCGAGGAUCCAGACAACGAUGGCAACACUCCUCUCCAUUUGCUUGCUUCCUCUAAUUUUUCGGGCUAUGUGCCUCUGGAAUUAAAAGAUCAUCCCCGAACAAAGAAG